AUGGGGACACAAGGCUGCGGCAGGAAGCGUGCCCCCAUCAAAGAUCGGUUCUCUGCAGAAGAUGAAGCUCUGAGUAGUAUUGCAAGAGAGGCGGAGGCACGGCUGGCGGCGAAGAGGGCAGCUCGGGCCGAGGCCAGAGACAUCAGGAUGAGAGAGCUGGAAAGGCAACAGAAAGAGCUCGCGUCCCACCGCCACUCCAGCAGCAGUAACAGAAAAUGGGGUCAGAUCCACCAGUGGAUGGCUGAUUCUGAAAAGGCCCGGACCUCUAGUGUCAGCAGGUCCAGCAGUCGCAGUCAUCACCGGGGCAAAGACGAUGACGUCACGUCGGUGCGCAGCUACAGGUCCACCUCCUCGGCCCUACAGAACCUGGGCUCCACUUACUCCUCCUCCCGUAGAAAAGACCUGCUGUCUGACAGUCUUUCCACCACCAGCUCUGCCCUCAAGAGCUCCCGGUCCACUAGUUCUGUGUACAAUGACCUCCAUGGCCAUAGAAAGUCUUCCUCCACUACUUCCUCCAGGAAAGAUUUAUUGACUGGACUAUACCACGAUCAAAGGAACUACUCCACUUUAACGAAGACCAAACCGGCCUCCUCCGUCUCGUCCUAUCAGCCGCGGGCGACCACCAUCACCAGCACCACACCCAUCUCCUCUGCCGCCUCCACUGCUGGCACUUCUCUGUCCCGCAGCCAGAGCAUGGCCUCUCUUUAUGAUGACAACGCUGCUCUGUACGGCCUGGACAACAGUUCACGAGCUCCCUCUGAAUACAGCUGGUACUCCUCUGGGGCCAGUUCCACUCGCAGCAGCCCUGUGUCUUCUGACGACGACACAGUGAGCAGCGUCUCCCAGGAUCUCUGCCGCCGCGGACGCAGGGACAGUGUGUCGUCCGAUUUCUCCGACAUUAGUGAAUCCGCCGCAGAUUAUUUCAGCCGCUCCAACCGCAGGGGCAGCAUCGUCUCCGACAUCGACGAUUUGGCCGAUUUGGAUUCUCUGGAUGAAAAAUGUGACAAGCAGUAUUCAGAUUACAGCCGGCCCUCGUCCCGCUGUGCCACCCCUGGGCUCUCAGCUGCUACUCUAGCCUCCUUGGGGGGCACCUCGUCCAGACGCGGCAGCACCGACACGGGCAGCAUCUACGACCCUGACACCAGUCUGAGCGAGAUGAGGGAUAUCUAUGAACUAAAGGACCAGAUUCAGGAUGUAGAAGGGCGGUACAUGCAGGGGCUAAAAGAGCUGAAGGAGUCGUUGACAGAGGUGGAGGAGAAGUAUAAGAAAGCCAUGGUGUCGAACGCACAGCUGGACAACGACAAAGGCAACCUCAUCUACCAAACGGACACGCUCAAGGACGUCAUCGAGGAAAUGGAAGAGCAGAUGGCCGAGAUGAAGAGAGAGCUGGAAGACAAGUCAAAGGAAUUAGAAAGGCAGAAGCACCAGUGCGCAGUUCUGCAGCACAAACAGGAAGAGCUGAAAGACGGGCUGCGUCAGCGGGAUGAGCUUAUAGAGGAGAACCAGCAAAUGCAGACUAAGUUAGACACCCUGACCCGCGAGGUGUUUGACCUCCAGGAAACGAUAAACUGGAAGGACAAAAAGAUCGGGGCCCUAGAGAGACAGAAAGAGUACUUUGAUUGCAUUAGGAAUGAGAGGGAUGAGUUGAGAGAUGAGCUGGCUGACAUCAAGGGGACGGCCAAAGCAGGAGAGAAACACGGCCUGGUGAUCAUCCCAGACGGAACUCCGAACGGGGACGUGAACCACGAGCCGGUGUCUGGGAUCACGGUGGUGUCACAGGAGGCGGCGCAGGUGCUGGAGUCUGCGGGAGAAGGACCCCUGGACGUGAGGCUACGGAAGCUGGCGGACGAGAAGGACGAACUGUUGGCUCAGAUCCGGAAACUGAAAAACCAACUGGAAGAAGAGAAACAGAAACACAACAAGAGCGACGUGUUCACAGAAGGAGAGCAGCUGGAGAACGGCACCGACCUGCACUACAUCGAGAUGCAGAGAGAUGCAAACCGACAGAUUAGUGAAUAUAAAUUUAAGAUUUCGAAAGCAGAACAAGAAAUGGGUACGAUGGAGCAAAAUAUAAACAGACUUGAAGGGCAGGUGGCCAGGUACAAGGCUUCGGCCGACAACGCAGAGAAAAUAGAAGACGAGCUUAAAGCAGAGAAACGGAAACUACAACGAGAGCUCCGCACGUCUCUGGACAAAAUCGAGGAGAUGGAGAUGACAAACAACCACCUCGUCAAACGCCUGGAGAAGAUGAAGGCCAACAGGAACGCGCUGCUGUCCCAACAAUGA
This is a messenger RNA of Knipowitschia caucasica, 2286 nucleotides long. NCBI's taxonomy places the organism in Eukaryota, Metazoa, Chordata, Actinopteri, Gobiiformes, Gobiidae. The record is from the annotation of a GenBank genome assembly.